AUGCAAUUUAUUAAAGAGCAUUCCGAUCUACCACCGCCUCGAGUUUUUGCUUAUGAAGUCAACGAUAACAAUCCGGUGGGCACUGCUUUUAUACUUAUGGAACUACUACCUGGUAGUGUGGCUAUGGAUGCCCUGGGUGGCUACGAGGUCCAUCGCGGUGUGAUUCCUAGAGAAUACCGGCAAAACUUUUACCGCUCUGUCGCGAAGUGUCAUGUUCAGUUAACAUCAUUACGUCUCCCAAAAAUUGGGACGAUUGUCCGGAACCGCGAUGGUGGAUACGAGUGUGGCCCCUUACCAGGCAUUGGCGGACCGUUCGACUCCGCAACUGCUUUUUUCGAGGCAUGGGCAGACAACGUCAACUUCAAGUGGGAUAAAGAAACAAUCAUAGACAUGAUGCAGCGAAGUCCGUUCCCAGCAGAAAAGAUGGUUGAGAUCAUCGAGAACUUCCCAUCGCAGAUCAAAGCAUUGGCUAGCCGACUAUCCUUGUGCAACGAAGGACCAUUCCCUCUGGACCAUGAUGAUUUCCUCCAUAGUAACAUCAUGGUGGACGAGGAUAACUUCGAUGUGACGGGAAUUAUAGAUUGGGAAGGGGCAUGUACCGUUCCCUGGGAGCUCAUCGCAUUCCCAGAUUUCCUUACAGCCAUGCCGGUGUCCUUCGAUCUGCCUCAGAAAUAUGAUCGGCAUGGGCAGCCGUUGGAUGGUGAAAUACAAGAAGUCUGGCGCGAGCGAGGAGACUAUAUCGAAAUGGUAAAGUCAAUAGAGCAUGCGGAUAGCCUGCUCUCGACUUGCCUGAGCAGCAAGAAGAUCCAGGCUAUAGCUUAUUCGUAUGGGGCGUAUACUAGUGUUGGAAAGUUGGGUUUUUAUGAUCGAGUUAUAAAAGAAUUACACAUGCAGGAAUAA
Messenger RNA from Penicillium verhagenii, 900 nucleotides. Its product is annotated as phosphotransferase family protein. The transcript is spliced from 2 exons. Lineage: Eukaryota; Fungi; Ascomycota; Eurotiomycetes; Eurotiales; Aspergillaceae. The coding region runs from base 1 to 900 and encodes 299 amino acids. The record is from RefSeq and is a predicted model, not a curated record.